AUGUCUGAUAUUACUGAAAAAACUGCUGAGCAAUUGGAAAACUUGCAGAUCAACGAUGAUCAGCAACCAGCUCAAUCUGCCAGUGCUCCAUCCACUUCUGCUUCUGAAAGCGAAGCUUCUUCUGUUUCUAAGGUUGAAAACAACAACGCUUCAUUGUACGUUGGUGAAUUGGAUCCAAACAUUACUGAAGCAUUGUUGUACGAUGUGUUUUCACCAUUGGGUCCAAUUUCCUCGAUCCGUGUUUGUCGUGAUGCCGUCACCAAGGCUUCGUUAGGUUACGCUUACGUUAACUAUACUGAUUACGAAGCUGGUAAGAAAGCUAUUCAAGAAUUGAACUAUGCUGAAAUCAACGGUAGACCAUGUAGAAUUAUGUGGUCCGAACGUGACCCAGCUAUCAGAAAGAAGGGUUCUGGUAACAUUUUCAUCAAGAACUUGCACCCAGCCAUUGACAACAAGGCUUUGCAUGAAACUUUCUCCACUUUCGGUGAAGUCUUGUCUUGUAAAGUUGCUUUAGAUGAGAAUGGAAACUCUAGAGGCUUCGGUUUCGUUCAUUUCAAGGAAGAAUCCGAUGCUAAGGAUGCUAUUGAAGCCGUCAACGGUAUGUUGAUGAACGGUUUGGAAGUUUACGUUGCCAUGCACGUUCCAAAGAAGGACCGUAUCUCCAAGUUGGAAGAAGCCAAGGCUAACUUCACCAACAUUUACGUCAAGAACAUUGACGUUGAAACCACUGACGAAGAGUUCGAACAGUUGUUCUCCCAAUACGGUGAAAUUGUCUCUGCUGCUUUGGAAAAGGAUGCUGAGGGUAAGCCAAAGGGUUUCGGUUUCGUUAACUUUGUUGACCACAACGCCGCUGCCAAGGCCGUUGAAGAGUUGAACGGUAAGGAAUUCAAGUCUCAAGCUUUGUACGUUGGCAGAGCUCAAAAGAAGUACGAACGUGCUGAAGAAUUGAAGAAACAAUACGAACAAUACCGUUUGGAAAAAUUGGCUAAGUUCCAAGGUGUUAACUUGUUCAUCAAGAACUUGGACGAUUCCAUCGAUGACGAAAAAUUGAAGGAAGAAUUCGCCCCAUACGGUACCAUCACCUCUGCUAGAGUCAUGAGAGACCAAGAGGGUAACUCUAAGGGUUUCGGUUUCGUUUGUUUCUCUUCUCCAGAAGAAGCUACCAAGGCUAUGACCGAAAAGAACCAACAAAUUGUUGCCGGUAAGCCAUUGUACGUUGCCAUUGCUCAAAGAAAGGAUGUCAGAAGAUCCCAAUUGGCUCAACAAAUUCAAGCCAGAAACCAAAUCAGAUUCCAACAACAGCAACAACAACAAGCUGCUGCCGCUGCUGCUGGUAUGCCAGGCCAAUACAUGCCACAAAUGUUCUAUGGUGUUAUGGCCCCAAGAGGUUUCCCAGGUCCAAACCCAGGUAUGAACGGCCCAAUGGGUGCCGGUAUUCCAAAGAACGGUAUGGUCCCACCACCACAACAAUUUGCUGGUAGACCAAACGGUCCAAUGUACCAAGGUAUGCCACCUCAAAACCAAUUCCCAAGACACCAACAACAACACUACAUCCAACAACAAAAGCAAAGACAAGCCUUGGGUGAACAAUUGUACAAGAAGGUCAGUGCCAAGAUUGACGACGAAAACGCCGCUGGUAAGAUCACCGGUAUGAUCUUGGAUCUACCACCACAGCAAGUCAUCCAAUUGUUGGACAACGACGAACAAUUUGAACAGCAAUUCCAAGAAGCCUUAGCUGCUUACGAAAACUUCAAGAAGGAACAAGAAGCUCAAGCUUAA
This is a messenger RNA of Kluyveromyces lactis, 1779 nucleotides long. It is a transcript of the gene PAB1, whose product is annotated as polyadenylate-binding protein. Gene Ontology annotation, molecular function: poly(A) binding; mRNA 3'-UTR binding; poly(U) RNA binding. NCBI's taxonomy places the organism in Eukaryota, Fungi, Ascomycota, Saccharomycetes, Saccharomycetales, Saccharomycetaceae. Bases 1 to 1779 code for a protein of 592 amino acids. Gene Ontology annotation, cellular component: nucleus; ribonucleoprotein complex; cytosol. The transcript has a single exon. The record is from RefSeq and is a predicted model, not a curated record.